Messenger RNA from Frankliniella occidentalis (western flower thrips), 1710 nucleotides. Its product is annotated as polyisoprenoid diphosphate/phosphate phosphohydrolase PLPP6. The transcript is spliced from 4 exons. The record is from RefSeq and is a predicted model, not a curated record. Gene Ontology annotation, molecular function: sphingosine-1-phosphate phosphatase activity. The coding region runs from base 182 to 838 and encodes 218 amino acids. NCBI's taxonomy places the organism in Eukaryota, Metazoa, Arthropoda, Insecta, Thysanoptera, Thripidae.
CGCUGACAAGUGCCAGAGGAACAGCAAAGAUUGACUGAAACUGAAACCGUCACUGAAGUACUAAAGUCCAGCUUGCCAGCAGAUUGAUAACAGAAAGUUUGUGAUUGAUGACAACUAGGCAAAAGUACAUGUCAUCAAAGAAAACUUGUUGACUGAUCAGUCUUCACAUUUAGCUUGUGCAAUGGGUAAAAAGAGUGGUGAUGUCAGUGAUAAAAGGGAAAUUCCUCAAUCCCUCCAGGCUUUGUUGCAAGUAGAUGUGUUAGUUACUGACAAAAUAUGUAACAUAUUUGAGAAGGUUGUCGGUCGAAAGUGGCAUACCUACUACAAAGGUUUAGAGAUAUCUUGUCAUGGAAUCCCAUGGUUAGCUGGCUGGCUAGCAUUCAUCUGGCUGUGGAACAGUCCAUCCCUGUACCAAAUGCAAGUUAAUUUUUACUUAGGACUUCUUGUUGAUAUUGUGAUAGUAGCACUCUUGAAAGCAAUAACAAGACGAAGGAGACCUCGAGCCAAUCAGAAUGAUAUGUUUGCAACUAUCAGUGUCGACAAAUUCUCUUUCCCGUCAGGACAUGCUACCAGAGCAUGCUACAUUGCCCACUUUUUUGCCCGUGUUUAUGGAGUAUCAGAUUUACUGGCACUUCCUCUAAUUUUAUGGGCGGCAGCUGUGUCAUUGUCAAGAUUGCUGCUACGAAGGCAUCAUGUCUUAGAUGUUACUGCAGGUAUUGCAGUUGGAAUUCUAGAGAGUUUAUUUAUUAGCUACAUUUGGUUUAAUCAAGAGCACUGUGUGUGGAUUCUUUCACUGAUAACUGAUGAAAAAUUAGAUGGAGGAGAUUACCAUGUGUGAUAACUGAUGACUAAAGUAUUUGUGGCUGUCUUGUGAUAAAACACAAACAAACGUGUUGUACUGACUUGAAGUUUACCUAAUGUCUAUGCCACUGAAGAUUUUAUAUGCUUGAUUCUAACAAAGCAAAGCUGUGUUAAUUUUGUUUCGCUAAUGUUUGAGAUUAACUAAGAAUAUUUAUAUUAUGAUCAGUCAAUAUGAACUUUUAUGCCUUGUCCUAAAGCUUUAAACCUUUGUUUAAUUUACUUCCUUAACUUCCCUGCUCUCCUAGUCAAAACUUCUAUAUAUUUAUCUUCAGCCGUUUUCCGUGGAGAGGGACUUUGGAAGUCCAAGAAUUAACAUUUACAAGCAUUUUGAUCGGUGUAUUACAUAUAUUUACUUUUGUUAAAGAUAGAUACCUUUUCAAUCAUUUAACUCAAGGAUAAUAUAAAAUGGAGUGACUUGAACUCAGGUACAGCUUUUCAUCUUCAUCAAGUAUACAUUUUUAAUUAUUUUAUAAAAUUAUUUUUGCUGCUUUAGAGAGUAAUACAAACUAGAAAAUAAUGAUUCUCAUGCAGUGUUAUUGCUCAUUUAAAUUCAAAAAUUAAUGGGCACUCAGUAUAAUUUUUUAAAAAUCUGUGUUGGUACAGUAUUAAUUAAUCAAAUGUAAUUGUGACGAAUCAAGUCCUAAACUGUCUUGCUAGAUGAAAUAUUUCUUAAUUACCUAAUAUUGCUGGAAAGGCAAGUUUAUAUGCCUCUCCAACAACAAUAGCUGUUCACUUUCUGUAAGGACUGAGAUUUUGAAACAUUGUUUUCUUGAUCCGGACACUGCAACAGGACAGGAAAACAAAAUAUUUUUGAAUGAAUAAACUGUUUUUCCUGCUUUAUAAAGCAAA